AUGAGCCCCGCAGUGGACCCAGAGAGGCUGCUCGGAGCUGUGAUUGCUGCGCAUCCUGAGCUGACUCUCAGACACGGACAUAUCGCGCAAAUGCUCGGAGACAAGUCUGUCAGCGCUGUUGAGCAUUCACUGCGCAGUGCCAAAAGACAAAGCCGCGAGAUGAUUGAGAGUAACGACACUGUGUACAAGGAAAUCAAAGGAUUCCUUGAUGAGCAAGCAGAGAGGUAUAGGAACCAGACUCUUCGUCAAGCUGGAGUCAGGGUGCCUGAGCCAACCUCGACCUCUGCUCAAGCUCCUACCCAUUCCCUUGCAACUGGACGACCUGUGAAAGGUAGACAGCCCGCGCAGAGCUCUGGAACUGGACUUGCUUGGGGUCUGAAACAGUCGUCUGCUGAGAAAACUGAACAACGCUCCGCUGCCAUGGAGAAUCAGCCUUCCGCUCUCUCCGCUGCUUCUGCAUCCACAUCGUUUGUCAUGGGACAGUCGCUUGGUGAUGUUGAUCGAGCUGUGCGUGCUCGUCGACCUGCUCAUACUCCUGUCGCAGCUGCUGCGCCGAAUGUUGCUGCUUCAUCCUUGCAAGUUCCGACUACUCAUGUUCUGGGCUCUCUUGAUGCCGUAGGAUACCACUAUGGUGUUGGUACUGCUCGGCGAGAUACUUCUGCCGCUGGAACAUCUUUCCAAAUCCCGGACGUCCCUAAUCUGACCUCCUUGGAUGCCGUCGAAUACUCCCAUGGUGUCGAUGCCGACCAGCAAGAUGCUUCUGCGGCUGCCUCAACCUUUCAGGUUCCGGAGCUUCCGGAUCUGACCUCCUUUGACGCCAUCACUUCUCACCAAGGUCUCACCAGCGGAAACCCCCCAGUCUUCCAACAUCAGUAUCAACCUAUACUUACCCCGAGGUUGAUGACUUGGCUGCUCCUUAUUUCAGUAGCCACACAGAUGCGCUACGAGCGGAGUGCCUUGAGAUGGCUUCUUUGGAGUUCACGCCCUUCAACAUCGACCCGUUUCUUCUCACUUCCUCCGAAGACGUUGUGCAUGACUAAUACAGCCUUCGGAAGUAAAAGUCCUCCUUCGGAGGAAGUGAGAACCUUAGGGGAUGGAGAGGGAUCCGUCGUCGCCAAAGCUUGCAAGUUGUAG
Penicillium paradoxum is the source of this 1134-nucleotide messenger RNA. RefSeq lists its product as uncharacterized. The record is from RefSeq and is a predicted model, not a curated record. The coding region runs from base 1 to 1134 and encodes 377 amino acids. Lineage: Eukaryota; Fungi; Ascomycota; Eurotiomycetes; Eurotiales; Aspergillaceae. The transcript has 3 exons.